AUGGCAGGCGCUGGUGAGCGCAAAGGCAAGAAGGAUGACAAUGGCAUUGGCACAGCCAUUGAUUUUGUGCUUUCCAAUGCCCGGCUGGUGCUGGGGGUGGGUGGAGCAGCCAUGCUGGGCAUUGCGACACUGGCAGUUAAGCGGAUGUAUGAUCGGGCCAUCAGUGCCCCUACCAGCCCCACCCGCCUGAGCCAUUCAGGGAAAAGGAGCUGGGAAGAACCAAACUGGAUGGGCUCCCCACGGCUACUGAACAAGGACAUGAAGGCAGGCCUGAGCCGGUCCCUGCAGACCCUUCCCACAGACCCUUCGGCUUUUGACACAGAUACAUUCUGCCCACCCCGGCCCAAGCCAUUGGCCAGGAAGGGCCAGGUAGACUUGAAGAAGUCACGCCUCCGCAUGUCCCUGCAGGAGAAACUUCUUUCUUACUACCGGAAGCGGGCAGCCAUCCCUGCUGGAGAGCAGGCUCGGGCCAAGCAAGCUGCAGUGGAUAUAUGUGCCGAGCUCCGUGGAUUCCUGCGGGCCAAGCUGCCUGAUAUGCCACUUCGGGAAAUGUACUUGAGUGGCAGCCUCUAUGAUGAUCUGCAGGUGGUAACAGCUGAUCACAUCCAACUCAUCGUGCCCCUCGUGUUAGAGCAGAACCUGUGGUCCUGCAUACCUGGUGAGGACACCAUCAUGAACAUCCCUGGCUUCUUCCUGGUCCGCCGUGAGAACCCAGAGUACUUUCCUCGUGGUAGCAGUUACUGGGAUCGCUGUGUUGUAGGGGGUUACCUCUCCCCAAAGACAGUGGCAGACACUUUUGAGAAGGUAGUGGCAGGCUCUAUCAACUGGCCCGCCAUAGGGUCCCUUUUGGACUAUGUGAUUCGACCAGCACCACCCCCAGAGGCCCUGACACUGGAAGUGCAGUAUGAGCGGGACAAACAUCUCGUCAUUGACUUCCUGCCAUCAGUGACCCUUGGUGACACUGUCUUGGUGGCCAGACCACACCGGCUAGCUCAGUAUGACAACCUAUGGCGGCUGAGCCUUCGUCCUGCCGAGACAGCACGCCUGCGGGCUUUGGACCAGGCGGACUCGGGCUGCCGAUCUCUGUGCCUCAAGAUCCUCAAGGCUAUAUGCAAAUCCACUCCAGCUCUGGGCCACCUCACUGCCAGCCAGCUAACCAAUGUCAUCCUCCACUUGGCCCAGGAGGAGACUGACUGGUCUCCAGAUGUGCUGGCCGAUCGUUUCCUGCAGGCCCUGAGGGGUCUUAUCAGCUACUUGGAGGCUGGAGUCCUGCCCAGUGCCCUAAACCCCAAGGUGAACUUAUUUGCAGAGCUCACCCCCGAAGAAAUAGACGAAUUGGGAUACACUCUGUACUGCUCAUUGUCUGAGCCAGAGGUGCUGCUGCAGACGUAGGGCAGGUGAAAGCCAGAGUGGGCUUGGGCGGUCAGACCCAGAGUCUCUUAGAAACACUUGGUUAUGUGGUGGUGCCUCACAGGGUCCCUAGGUGCCUCCUGUCUUGCUGGUCAUAGUUGUGGUCACUUCUUGCUAAUUAGAAUGACAUCUCUUUGGUUUCCUAUUUGCCCACCCGGCCCUAUUUUUGUUACCAAACACUGUGCUCUCUACUGUCCCCUUGCUUCAGGCUGAUUUUUCUGGAAUGAGCGCUUGAGGUAGAGGUGCUGGCCUGAGCUGUUGACACUGCUGGGUGUUUGCCAUUUUGGCCCUGUCCUUUCUGUCUGCCUUGCCCUUUUGCCUCUUAAUACUACGUGUCUGUCUUGUCUUGCUUAUGCCUGUUUGCUCUUGUCUCUGGAGCAGAUCUGCCUAAUCAAGAUGUGGCCUUUCAGUUGAUGUCAAAGAAGAGCUGUGACUGUAUGAUUCCACGCUGAGCUCUGCAGGAUAGUGCCAAGACAGUAUAUUUUUAGGAUUUCUAGGGUGAGGCUGGCAAAGAGCCAGCCUUUGUCCCUGUCUCCCGGGAAGCAAGGCACCCCUUUCCCCAACAGUUCCUGUUCAUAUGUACUGAGAACAUUUCUCCUGGGCUUCAUUGAGUCACACAGGAGAAACUGGAUGUAGAGUUAUUGGAGAUUGUGUUUCCAUCAGUGAGAGCGCAGGGCUGAGAGGUCCAAAGCUGGUUUAGAGGGCGUGUGUGCCCAUUGUGUAUCAUCUGUGGCCAGCAGUCAGAUGAGGAAGGCCUCACCCCCCAGAAUGCUGGCAUCACCUCUUCUUCCUUUAUUCCCAGCAGGCUUUGCAGGAACAGCUUAUCAGUAGAGACUGAGGGAUGGAAACUGGAGGCUCAGUGUCAGCUGGCAAACCAAGUUACUAGUUGGGACUCUGUGACCAUACUUUCCUUGGUCAGGCCCUGCCUUUCUAGAAUUUGCCCUAGCACAAGAACACACCAAGGGCCAACACCUAGCUCUUGGGGACCGUGUAGCUGAGCUCCCCAGACUCUUCCACAGGCCAAAGGGCACGUGAGCAUGCCAGCCCUCACCCCUCACCCUGCAGCUCACCUGGCACCGGGGGAGAUUGGUGCUACUUAGGAAGAGAUCACCAUACUCAACACAGGGAGGGGGAGGGAGGGGCUUCCCGUGUCGCUGCUAACGUUGCACUACUUAUGGCAAUGGAAAUGUAUCCUGAAGGUGGGGAGGAGUGUUAAUAUACCAUGUCAGUGUGUCUUGUUUUUUCUUGUUUCCUGUUUGUGACAGUAAUUCUGACUUUGAUCCGCUUACCCCGUCUUGUUCUCCUGUCACCUUAUCUUACUACCUCUCCACCAGUGAGAUCCUGGUGAAGCUCUGCCGCUGCCUCAGCCCUUCCUGGAGCCAGCAUCGUGAAACGACUAUAAGUAGCGCUGGCCCUUGAGCAGUGGACGGAUAGACGCCUUCGCUGUGUGCUGUGUCAUGGGUGAGGAGGCUGAGAGGGUAACCUCGGCCCUAACCUUUCUGCUUGUUCACACAUCAGCAAGGACUCCUUAAGGGGGGUGUUUCACUAUGACAUGCUAGGAGGAAACUGAAAAGAUAAGGCCAAGGAAGGUACUACUGAGGUUGUUUAUUAGAAUGAAAUAAGAAUUUAAAACACGUCUGCCCGUGUAUAGAGGGGCUGAUACCGAGGACUCCAAGGACCCGUCUAGUGUGUGCUGAAGGUGAGGCUUGAUAAAGUGCUGUGAAACAGAUUCUCGUGAGAUGGGGAUUUGUUCUCCCCAUCAUAAGUAUUUUAAAACGUUCUCAAGUUGUCAUCUCUGACCAAAUUCCAUAUGAAAUACCGGGAAGAGCUCAAACAAAUCUAAAAGCUUAAAGACCCUCUAAAUUUAAACAUUUCUAAAUUGUCACAGCCUAUGUCAUUGUGAAUUUAAGAAGAGUUGAAUUUCUUUCUCUGACUUCUGACUGCUUCAGAAUCACAACUUGACCAUGUUCCAAGCAAGAACCUCUUACAAGUUCUCAGAACGAGGAGAGGUGUGAUCUUAAUCCUGUACGGGUGGGUUGCUGACUGGGCAGGCCAGCCUGUUUGCUGUCAUAAGAUAAUAUUCUGUGUCCACCCCCCCCCCAAACAUUUUGGGGAAAGAUGCUGUGGCGUCUGCCUUUCUGUUUAGUUACCCCGCUUCUGCCUGCAGGAGUAGCCACUGUUGUGCCUCCACUUCUCUCUGCAGAUCUUUCUGGCACCAUCUACAUUAGCAAAACACAUACUUAGCUGAUAACUUGAAAACCUAGUAAAUUAUACGUUUAUUUUGGUUUUUCCCUGUUGGUCUUUCCUAGAAAAUGAGUUCAGGAUAGCAGCAGUUUUCUUCAUAUACUCUGUUGUGAUUUUUAAAUAAUAAAGGUUGAAGCUCAUGCUUAGAAAAGCUGUUGAGGUGGCCUACCAUCCCCUGGGGCUUGACCCUGGUUAUGCAUGUGGUUACUUAGGUGAGCCUCUCUCAUCCCAAGAGCUUACAUGCGUAGAUGAGGAGUCACUUUCAGAGUCAAGGUUCUGUAAGUGAGGACACUCUGCAUGUCCAGAACCUCUGCCAUGGCUCUCCUUUCCCAGAUACUGGCUUGACUGAGAACUUCCACUUUCAGGGUACCUGUUAGAAUUGCAGCCCUCCCUUUUUUUUCUGAAGCUCAAGGUCAAGUAAAAUGAUAAGACACCUAGGAUUAGAGCUGACCCUUAUACCACUCUGGGAGGCUGCAGUUCUCUUCUAAAACAGCCAACAUUCCAGAGAAGUGGUUCUGCAGUUAGCUGUGUACUGGUGGGUGUUGGAGUGUUUUCCUUCCAUUUUGAUCACCUUGUCUUUAAAACUGUUGAUCUCUGAAGCCAGCUCCACAACUUGCCUCCCAGUCACUUAUCUGCCCUUCUGUGGUGGUUGGUGUGCUAGGUGGUAGAAUUGGAAUCUCACCAAUCUGUGCUGUGUCCUGCCUUGGCUGGGUCCAUAUAGGAUCAGCUUAACCCUGAGAUCCAGAGAACCACUAUUACUUUCCUCCUUGAGGGAGGAAAUUAGAUAGGAACCCAGUGUCUUUCUGCAGCCCAGGAAGAAGAAAAUAAAAAUCUCCUUUCCAACA
Jaculus jaculus (lesser Egyptian jerboa) is the source of this 4499-nucleotide messenger RNA. RefSeq names its product mitochondrial elongation factor 1 (gene Mief1). The transcript has 4 exons. NCBI's taxonomy places the organism in Eukaryota, Metazoa, Chordata, Mammalia, Rodentia, Dipodidae. Gene Ontology annotation, biological process: mitochondrion organization; positive regulation of mitochondrial fission. Bases 1 to 1392 code for a protein of 463 amino acids. The record is from RefSeq and is a predicted model, not a curated record. Gene Ontology annotation, cellular component: mitochondrial outer membrane.